Molecule: messenger RNA, 1263 nt
Organism: Neohortaea acidophila
Lineage: Eukaryota; Fungi; Ascomycota; Dothideomycetes; Mycosphaerellales; Teratosphaeriaceae
Product: FMN-dependent dehydrogenase
Exons: 5
Coding region: 1-1263 (420 amino acids)
Molecular function (GO): FMN binding; oxidoreductase activity
Source: RefSeq, a predicted model, not a curated record
AUGGACCCCAACAGCGAGAAUAAGAAGCAUCGAACAACGCCAGAAUGGGCUCAAUAUCAGCGCGAGAAUCUCUGGGCGGCGAAUGAAGGCAAAGUCCCUCCGUUCAAUACUGAUCCCGGCAAACUCGAGGAGCGAGCGCAAGAAAAGUUGACCGAAGGCGGCUGGUUCUACGCCUCUUCCAAUGCCGGCCAAUCCGAAACCCAUCUCGCCAAUCGCCAGGCCUUCUACCGACACAAAAUCGUCCCGCGCAUGCUCGUCGACACCAACAAGCGCGACACCGCCGCCGAAAUCUGGGGCCACAAAGUCAGCGCCCCCAUCGGCUUCGCCCCCAUCGGCAUCAACAAAAUCUACAACAAAGACGGCGAACUGCCCGUCGCCAAGGUCGCAGCCGAGCUGAACCUGCCAUACGCCCUCUCCACCGCCGGCUCUCAGCCGAUCGAGGCGGUGGGCAAGGCCAAUGGCAACGGCCCGCGUUUCUUCCAGCUGUACAUGCCGCACGAUGACGAGCUGACCAUCUCGCUCCUCCAACGCGCCCACGACUCGGGUUUCACCGCUUGCAUCCUCACCGUCGACACUUGGCAACUAGGCUGGCGGCACAAUGAUGUGGCCACUUCCGACUACGCCUUCUAUUACGGCGUUGGCGCUGAUCUCGGCCUGUCCGACCCAGUGUUCAAGAAGAGAUUGGCGGCCGCUGGCAUCGAUCCAGUCAAGAACCCCAAUGAAGCCGGGGCUUUCUGGAUUGACCAGGUGUGGCAUGGACGUGCUUGGUCGUGGGAAAAGAUCCCCUGGCUCAUCCGCACGUGGAAGGAGAUCAGUGGUGGCAAGCCCUUUGCCAUCAAGGGCGUUCAGAGCGUGCUCGAUGCCAAAAAAUGCGUGGAACUAGGCUGCGAUGGCAUUGUCGUCUCGAAUCACGCGGGUAGACAGGUGGACGGGGCUAUUGCAAGCCUGGAUGCACUGGAGAACAUUGCCAAUGCUGUCGGUGACAAGAUCUACAUCAUGUACGACUCGGGAAUCCGAGGAGCCGCCGACAUCUUCAAAGCCCUGGCAUUAGGCGCUAAAUUUGUGUUCGUGGGACGUUUAUGGGUCUAUGGUCUCUCCAUCAUGGGCGAGACCGGCGUUCGACACGUCAUGAAGGGGCUCUUAGCGGACCUUGACAUUAUGUUUAAUGUCGCUGGAUGCCAAAAUGUCGGCCAAAUCGACCGGACUUGGCUUGAGAGUCAUCCCAAGGGAGGCUCGCUUCUUCGAGAGCGAAGUAAGAUCUGA